Molecule: messenger RNA, 1510 nt
Organism: Eurytemora carolleeae
Lineage: Eukaryota; Metazoa; Arthropoda; Copepoda; Calanoida; Temoridae
Exons: 3
Coding region: 1-873 (290 amino acids)
Cellular component (GO): cytoplasm
Molecular function (GO): ubiquitin protein ligase activity
Source: RefSeq, a predicted model, not a curated record
AUGUGGAAAAACUUGGACUCAAGAUUAAAUAAAAGGAAAAAUGAUGAUGAAGACUGCNUGGUGGAAAAAUCUGAAAAAGAGAAAAAUGAUAUUCUGGAAGUUCUAGAAAAAGAAGUCACUUGUCCUGUCUGUCUCAUGAUCCCAAGAACUGAGAGAAUAACUAUCUGCAGGAAUGGACAUACCACUUGUGAGACAUGUAAAAGUCGAAAUUGUCCUGUCUGUAGAACAAGGAUUGAAGACGACAUGUUCUCUCCUCUAACUCAGAACAUCACUGAUCUGUUGGUAGUACCCUGCAUAUUCGUGGAUCAGGGUUGCACAAUCAAACUCAAGAAGAAUGAAAUUGUUAACCAUGAGAAGGAAGAGUGCAAAUACAGAGAAGUCAAGUGUCCAGUAUGUUUUUAUGUGAUUUUUGCAUGUAAACUUCCUAAUCACUUCAUAAAUUGUCCUCGAAUAUAUGUUGUAAUUGAAGACGUGAAGUUGGAUAAGACGCAGACUGAAUCAUUUACUUCUAAUAAAUCGAAAGGAGUCUCUCAAUUCUCUCAACCAGUUGUAUACAAGCUUGAAUCCUCUGAGAAUUGGUUUUUACUCUGUGCUGAUGUUUUGGAAGAUGAACUGGUGUUUUGUAUAAAGCAUUAUAGUGGAGAGGAGAGGAAGGAAGCAUUCAGCUGCAAUCUCAAGUUCUCCAAUAAAGGAAAAGAGUUCUCUAGGUCUAUGACUGGAGAGUGUACUCCUAUUGAAAUGGAAAUCAAGGAUGCCAGGAGAGAAGGAUAUACACUUGAUAUCAGUGUCGAAGUUAUGGAAAUGAAGUGUUUAUUGCCAAACACAGUAAAUGAGUACGAAUUUGACAUUGAAUUUGGUUUAAUUAAAAACUGAAUUUGAAAGUUUAUCAAUUGAGAAAAUGUGGCAAUCUAACUUUGCUACAUCCCACAUUCUCAUGCCAACUACCAGUUCAUUGUAUGUUUCUUGCUAUUUUACAACAUCAUUACUUCUGUAAAUUCUUAGUAAACUCCUUUAUUGCUCAUUGUUAUUUCUUGAUUAAUCCUUUGUCAAUUAUUCAUUGACUUUUUUGUUGAGAGUAAAGACUUAUUUUUGGACGAGAAGGAGAAAGAGAGAGCACAUAAUCUCAAGAAUCUGCUGUAAUCUCAAGUUCUCAACCCAUAAAUGAAAAAAUGUUAAAAUGUUAAAAGUUUUUAAAAAAUAUUUGUAAUUGAUAUUUUGUGAAAGAUUAAAUUAUUUUUUUAAUAAGUUUGGUAACGAAUAGUAUUGUAAUUGGUUUAAUAUUUGUAUUUUUCAUAAAUCUUCCAACCAGUUUAACAAUUUUUAGAUGUAAGCAUACAUUCCAUAUUUAAUAUUUUUUAACAUUUCUUGCUUACAGAUUGAUUAACAUUUUAAUAGAUGCAAUUAACUUCUAUAUUUGGAAGUAUUCUUUUGAGAUCCUAUAUCCUGUUUUAGAAUGUCAUGCUAUACAAAACAUAACUGGAAAUAUUUGUGAGUGAUUUAAUUUUUUUUU